UUUAGUUCUUCGCUCGAGCUCCGGCACACAUCUGAAACGGUUCAACUUCCGUGCGUUGUGUGCUUGGAAUAAAAAAACAAACUCCAAAGGAGAAUCGCGAAGAAUUCCGUAUGCGUUGUUUUGUGUUUGUACGUGUGCUGUAAGUGUGGAGAUAUUCGUUGGCCCUUUGCCUCAGUUUAAGCAGUGUUGUAAGGGGUUUUUAAGUUGCAGCGGCAAGCCCGUUUAUGUGUAGCUUAAAACGGUUGAAGUAAAGUAAAGCCGCCAAGUAAAGUGAUUGCCACGGUCCAGAACGGCAACGAAUUGUAGUGUAUAUCGGUGAUUUGUUUACCAAUUCUAGCCACUAUACCACAGAAUACGAUUGCAACCCCCAACGGACAUGGAUUGAGGAAAUUCUCCAAAGUCCAGAAGUUUCCUUUUGUAGCGGCGGGUUUCUGUUUGGAAUCGAUUGUUUUCUUCACCUGAACGCCACUCCAAUCAGCUUACAAAUCAAGUUGAGAACCACAUCAUCAUUCAAAACAUUUCCUGGACAAGAGACGAGUCCCACGCCCAUGCGAGACAGCGAGCAGUAAAGAACAAAACAUUGGACCCUGAAGUGCACACUCGAGAACCGCCGUGGCCGCAAGAUGAAAGACGUCGAGUUUCAAGACAUCGAGUACGCGGUCAACGUACGCAAGAGUUUCCUAAGUGAAAGCCACAAACGGACGAUCCUGAAGGGUGUCAGUGGUGUGUUCCGGCAUGGACAAUUGACAGCAAUUAUGGGUCCCUCCGGGGCUGGCAAAAGUAGCCUGCUGAACGCAAUCUCCGGCUAUCGAAAAUCAGGCGUUCAGGGUACGGUGCACCUGAACAAGAAGGCAUCAUGCUACAUCACACAGGAGGACCACCACCAACCGAUGCUGACGGUGGAAGAACUGAUGGGGAUCGCGUGCAAGCUUAAAAUUAAGGACCAGUCCGACUGUCAGGAAACGAUCACGGAGGUACUGUCCAGCUUGAACCUGAACCAUCGGCGCAAUGUAACGGCUGAACGGCUGAGCGGUGGCGAACGGAAACGGCUCUCGAUCGCGCUGGAGAUGGUUGCCAACCCGUCCGUCUUUUUCUUGGACGAACCGACGAGCGGUUUGGAUGAGGUGACGGCAGCGAACUGCGUGCGAUUGCUGCGUGAUCUUGCCCGUCAGGAUCGGACAGUGGUCUGUACGAUACAUCAGCCUUCGGCGAGCAUUUUCGCGUUGUUCGAUCACAUUUACGUGAUUGCUCGGGGACAGUGCGUGUACCAGGGCAAUCCGAAGGCGCUCGUUCCAUUUCUGGCCCAUCUGAACAUCGAAUGCCCGCGGCACUACAAUCCGGCUGACUUUAUUAUUGAAAUCUGUGAUAGUGACACCCAGGAACUUAUUCCAACACUUGCCAACGCGAUGCAGAACGGUAAAUCUAUAUGCUCUGAACUCCAGCAAGCCGGAGCAAUUGCAGCCGGUGGCCCAGCAUCCGGACCUGCCUCGAUCUCCUCCGAACACGAACCAUCGUCGCUCGAGCCGGUCAGCGAGUUUGUGCUGAAGCCGACGGUCACCUCCAUGAUACUGGAUCGGCAAGGUCCGCACGUUAGUACGCUCGUGCAGAAGAUGAAACAGAUCACACGCUUCUUCCACAACCGGCACGCCGUGUCCGGGUUCGUACAGUUCUGGGUGCUGUUUCGAUUGAUGUGGACCAAAAUCAUACGCAACCGAACGGUGCUCUGGAUUCAGCUGAUACAUCACAUAGCGUGUGGUAUUUUCAUCGGUUUGAUAUUUUUGGAUGCUGCCAACGACGGUGCACGUAUGUUUGAUCACCUGAAGUUCUGUCUCGGAGUGUGCUUCUUCUUUUGCUACACACAGGUUAUGGUUCCAAUUUUAAGCUAUCCACGAGAGGUAAAGCUGGUAAAGAAGGAAUGCUUCAAUCGCUGGUACGGUCUAUUUCCCUACUAUCUUGCCCUCACACUAUCCCGACUGCCCGUACAGUUGCUGCUCAAUAUUGUGUUCACUCUGCUGGUGUACUGGUUGUCCGGUUUGCCACAAGAGUUCUUCCGCUACUGUUUGUUCGCGCUCGUCGGCAUCAUUGUGUCGCUGUGCGCGGAAGGAUUCGGUCUCAUGAUCGGUGCCACUUUCAAUGUGAUGAACGGUUCCGCCAUUGGUCCGCUGACGAUAGCGCCCUUCCUUGGGCUGGCCAUCUACGGGUUUGACUUUGCACCUCAGAUUCCCGUCCUGAUGCAGUGGCUAAUGCGCGUAUCAUUCAUUCGUGGCGGUGUUGUGUCCGUUGUGCUGGUAGUGUUUGGCUACAACCGGGCCAAGUUGGAGUGUAACGAGAUGUACUGCCACUUUGACGAUCCGAAGGUUCUGCUGCAUUACGUACGCAUCGAUAACACCACACUGUUGUUUGAGCUGGCCAUUCUGAUCUCGAUGACGCUCUUCUACCGGUUGGUGUGCUACCUGAGCCUAAGGAGACGCUUCUACAAGUAGGAAGGGCAAUUUCAAGGGGAAACCAAGAGAAACAACACUUCUCACGGUGCCUUCGUAUGAACCCACUGAUGUUAAACAAUAAUGUGAUCCUGUCGAUGCUGCCGGAGCGUAUCGAUAGUUUUGUUUUUAGUGUAGCAAAGUAUCUUCUCAUGUAUAGCCGGGGGUAUGUUCUUCUUACAAUCUUGCGUCUACUUUAAAUGACUAGAAACACUGACAAUAACAUAUCACAAGACUUGAUCUACAGUUCCAUGUGGGGUAGCUUAAGGUAGUUUGUUUUCCAUAGUUCCAACUACCCAUAGGGAAGGGCUUUUACAAGACGAAUCCAAAGUACUAAUGACAGGAUAGGGUGACUCUCUGGAUAGGUGACGUUGUCAGUUACCUCUGUAGUGGGAGGAUUGUUUAAUGCCACAAAAAAAACAGUAAAUAGCUACCAGUACAGAAUGUAAUGCAUCACACCAUUCCCAUUAGCUUGCUAGAGGAUAUAGCUUCUUUCAUUUUAUUACAUUUAAAAGCAGAAAAACAGUGCAAACUGCAUAACGUGACACAUGACGAGGUUUUGAUUCAGUUAGGUAUAAGAUUUGACUUACCGCAUAAAUGUACUGUUAAGCUGUGUUGUGGAUGAAAAGGAAAAACACACAAAAACACACAACUAGUGAUGAUAUUUGCAAGGAAGAUGAAGAAAAACAAACUGUACUUACAAAAAUGCGACACAAAUAAAUGAUUGA
This is a messenger RNA of Anopheles moucheti, 3208 nucleotides long. RefSeq names its product ATP-binding cassette subfamily G member 4. The coding region runs from base 624 to 2483 and encodes 619 amino acids. Gene Ontology annotation, molecular function: ATP binding; ATP hydrolysis activity; ABC-type transporter activity. The transcript has 9 exons. Gene Ontology annotation, cellular component: plasma membrane. Lineage: Eukaryota; Metazoa; Arthropoda; Insecta; Diptera; Culicidae. The record is from RefSeq and is a predicted model, not a curated record.